Molecule: messenger RNA, 933 nt
Organism: Caenorhabditis elegans
Lineage: Eukaryota; Metazoa; Nematoda; Chromadorea; Rhabditida; Rhabditidae
Gene: hprt-1
Product: Hypoxanthine phosphoribosyltransferase
Exons: 3
Coding region: 42-686 (214 amino acids)
Biological process (GO): purine ribonucleoside salvage; IMP salvage
Cellular component (GO): cytoplasm
Molecular function (GO): hypoxanthine phosphoribosyltransferase activity
Source: RefSeq, marked reviewed
ACUUUUCUUUUUUUCAGAAAAAUAGUUCUUCAUUUUCGAAAAUGGCUCCAACUCGUGCUGUCAUUCCUGAUGAUUUUGAGCUCCCAGUCGACGCAUUCGACAUUCCAAUCUGCUAUGACGGUGAUUUAUCCGGUGUCGUGAUUCCGGAAGGUCUUGUUAGAGAUCGUGUUCGUCGUCUGGCUAAAGACAUCCACGCUGAAAUCGGAAACAAACCAAUCGCGCUGCUCUGCGUACUCAAAGGAUCCUAUAAAUUCUUCACUGCCCUCGUCGAAGAGCUCACAAAUGCUCGCUCAUCGUGUCCUGAACCAAUGACUGUCGAUUUUAUUCGAGUAAAGAGUUACGAGGAUCAAAUGAGUACUGGACAAAUUCAAAUAAUGGGACUAUCGAAUUUGGAUGAGCUCAAGGGGAAAAGUGUGCUCGUUGUGGAUGAUAUUUCGGAUACCGGAAGAACUCUUGCAAAACUUCUCUCAACUUUACAUGAGACGGGCGUUGAGAAGACCUGGACCGCCCUUCUCCUGUCGAAACGUGUCAAACGUGUCGUGGAUGUUCCAGAGGAUUUCGUGGCUUUUGAGAUUCCUGACAAAUUUAUUGUUGGCUACGGAUUGGAUUAUAAUCAGAAAUUCCGAGAUCUCGGACAUAUUUGUGUCAUGAGCCCUGCUGGAAUUGAGAAAUAUAAAUCGGAAUAAUUUGGAUUUUUACAAUUUUUUUGAAAAAAAAAAUUGAAAUUUUUGAAUGUCUAAUUGUUUUUUUUUUGCUCUGCUAUUCCUAAUUACACUGUGAUCUGCUUUAAAUUCGUUAUUAAUUUUUUUAAAACAAAUAUACAUUAUUUUAAAAAUAUACAUGUAUUGCUUCAAAAUUGUAGUUUUUUUUUCUAAUUUUCGGUGUAUUAUGACCGUCAAGGUUUUGUCCUACAAAAUAUUUGAAAUGACCAAA